CACCUAACAACCGUGCAGUCAGAUUGUCGACUGUCUGCGCAGCGGAUUGUGACGUUUUUUUCCGAAGGUUGUGCUUUUGGUUACUUACGGUAAGAUGGACCCCGCAGUGUCCACUGAAGGAUCAGGUGAUCCGCUGACUACGAAGCGAAGGCUGACUGGGGAAAAUGCAAAAUGACAUCUAGCAAAUGUCGGGACGUAAUUCAUUCAUAUUUUCUUCUCAAUUUCGGACUUAAAUCGCACCGCCGGAGCUCCGAUGUGACGAUGGCUCGCUGAGGGCUGCCGGCGCGACCGCUACAUUUUUUUUUACAUUUUUGUUGUUGUUGUUGCUGUUUUUAAUUUAUGAGAAAUCACAUUCACGGACAAACAUUGGUUUCAACAUGGGGCUGUGCUACAGUUUGCGUCCCCGGCUCUUCGGGGAACUGAGCGGGUCGAUCUCCAACGCGACCUCGGACUCGGAUCAGCCCGCGGAAGCCGCCGCGCCGACCCGCCACGCGGGAGCUCGCCCGGAGGAGACCGCGGGAUGCGGGGAGACCUCGUCGCUGCGCGGCGGCGGCGGUCCGGUUCGCCCCGGGGACCCUGCCCGGCCGCCGGCCGCCGGGGAGCUCCGCCGCGGGGACACCGGCACCGACGGUGUGCUCAUACAAAACGGCGGUGGCGGAGGAGGAGGGAGCAGCGGCAAGAGGACAGGCAAGGACCGCGGCCGACGCUUACAGCUGCCGCAAAAGACCAGCACGCAAAAGCAGAAAAACUGGGACAAAUUGCUGGUGGAGGAGAAGGAGGCCGAGAAGGAGGCGAAGAAAGUCAGUAAGAGCAUUGACCGCGCGCUGAGGGAGCUCAAGCGGGAGUACAAGCAGACGCAUCGGCUGCUGCUGCUCGGUGCGGGAGAGUCCGGAAAAAGCACCAUUGUGAAGCAGAUGAAGAUUCUACACGUCAACGGCUUCAACGCGGAAGAAAAGAAACAGAAAAUCCAAGAUAUUCGGAAAAACGUGAAGGAUGCCAUAGUGACUAUAGUGUCUGCAAUGAGCACUUUAAUACCUCCUGUCCCGCUAGCCAACCCAGAGGACCAAUUCAGAAUCGAAUACAUCAAAAGCAUAGCACCUCUCUCCGACUUUGACUACUCACAGGAGUUCUUUGAUCAUGCAAAGAAGCUGUGGGACGACGAAGGAGUGAAGGCGUGCUUUGAGAGGUCCAACGAGUACCAGCUCAUCGACUGUGCACAAUAUUUCCUGGACAGAAUUGACUCUGUAAGACAGAACGACUACACGCCAACGGACCAGGACCUGCUACGCUGCCGAGUGUUAACUUCAGGGAUUUUCGAGACGAGGUUCCAAGUAGACAAAGUGAACUUUCACAUGUUUGAUGUUGGAGGCCAGAGAGAUGAAAGGAGAAAAUGGAUCCAGUGCUUUAACGACGUCACCGCUAUCAUCUUCGUGGUGGCCAGCAGCAGCUACAACAUGGUAAUAAGGGAAGACAAUAACACCAACCGGCUACGGGAAGCCCUGGACCUCUUCCGCAGUAUUUGGAACAACAGAUGGUUACGCACUAUAUCGGUCAUAUUAUUCCUGAACAAGCAGGACAUGCUGGCUGAGAAAGUAUUAGCUGGAAAAUCCAAAAUUGAAGACUACUUCCCCGAAUAUGCUCGCUACACCAUACCAAAUGAAGCAACUCCUGAACCCGGCGAAGACCCAAGAGUGACGAGAGCGAAGUUCUUCAUCCGAGACGAGUUUCUUCGGAUCAGCACUGCGAGUGGCGACGGCAGACAUUACUGCUACCCCCACUUCACCUGCGCCGUGGACACAGAGAACAUUCGGCGGGUGUUUAACGACUGCCGGGACAUCAUCCAGAGAAUGCACCUGAGGCAGUACGAACUCUUGUGAUGGGAGACCGCCUCCGUUAGCCUUCUGUGUUUUUCUCCGUCAUUCUGCAUCCUCGACGAACUCCCUUCCUUCUCUUCCUCCUCCCUCAUCCUUCCUCCUCACCCCUCCUCCCGACCCUCCCCCGCCCACACCAGAGAAAACCCUCAACAACCCCCUUACCACCCCUCCUGUCGAGGACUAUGAAGUACUACUGAAGUGUGUCAAAUCCUCUUCUUCUUAACUUCUUAGCAUUUUGUACUAUUUUUUUUUUUUCCCUCCCUCUCUCUCUCUGAGAACGAUUCAUCCCCAUUUCACCGACCGUGAGACGAAGGUCGGGGAGCAAAGUUGUUGCGUGCCGAUUCUUGUUUCCUUAUUGUUUUAAUCCUUCCCUUUUGAAUGCCUUGAUAUUUUUUUUUGUCAUUCCACUAAGCCUUGGGCUACCUCCUUUUUUUGUGUCCUCCUUUUUUCUUUUGGCUUUGUCAUUGGACCUGGACUGGUGGGUGUGGAUACAAAAAAACACACCUACAGGACCUCAGUGUAGAGGCAACGUGUGCGAGUGUGUGUGGGAGAUGAAGAGAAGGAGGAAUGCCAUGUGAGCGAGUGUGUGUGUGUGUUUAUUUUUGUGUGUCUCCUGCUGGUUAAAGCUGGCAUCGCCACCAUGACCUUUGACCCCCACCCCACCCACCCUCCGACCCUUUUUUUACCCCCCCGUCAUCCCCUCCGGGCCGGCUUCUUCUCUCCGCGUGGGAGACGACUGGACGACACCGGGGAGCAACGGGAGCGGACGGAGGGGAACCGAGUGGAUGAAGAGAUAAAUGCACUUUGCAUCAGGUUCCUUAAUAACUUUUUUUGGGGGGGGAGUGGGGGGUUGUUGUUGGGUUUUUUUUUUCUCCAGAGGAAGCAUACACACAAUGUAGCAUCACAAUAUUUAUUACCCUGUCACGAUGUUAGCUUGCCGAGCUGCAGGGCGCAUCGAGCAGCCGAGAGACAUGCGGAGCGAAAGAUUAAAGUGGGAGUAGGGAGGAAAUACGACGACACGAAGAAGGAUUUAAAUGAAGGAGAAGGGACUGAGCUCUCUGCACCUUAGCCCUGCUGCCUCCACGGACUCGGACCAGCCUCCUUUUUACCACACAAACCAUCCUUUUAGCUUAGAAAUACUGAUGGGAGGGGAGGGUGGUAGGGGACGGGAGAGAAAAAUGUAUUGUUCUUAUUUUAUUUUAUUUUUUGUUAACUUGUACACUGUGCAAGGUUGAAUUAUCCUGUACAGACUGUAAAAUGUAAUAUUAUUUUGUACAACUUAAUUGAAAGAAAAACAAAUCUACUUGUAGAUCUUUGUGCCUUGAUUAUGGCUGUACCUGUAAAUGAGCUCAGAUGUAAGUAUGUUUUCGACUGCGCUGUACAGCUUGAUGUCAAUCUCUAUCAGCAGCGGAAGACUGCGGGUGGGGGACUUUCUCUGUAGAGUUUAGUUUUUUCUGGUUUAUAAAAAAAGGAAAUGCUGUUUAGUAAAAAAUAAAAAAUAGGGAAAAAAAUCCUAAAAACCUGUAUACAUUAUGCAAAUUAACCACUUACCUGCAGUGAAGACCAGAUGUUGCAGCGCCAUGCCUUUUUUGUUUCUCUUUUUUUUUCCGGUUUUCUUUUUCCUCCUUUUUAUUUCUUUUGAAUUUCACAGCUUUAAACAAACAUUGGAAAUCCAUUGAAAGUGUCCAAAUUGCAACCUGGUGUUGUUUUAAUAGGAACCAACGUUUUUUCGAUAUGAAGUGUGUCUGAGAUCUGUACUGAUGUGCGUGCCUGUGCGCAUGUGUACAUAAAACAAACAUAGAGUCACAGACGCAUUUUGUGUGUGUGUGUGUGUGUGUGUGAGAGGGCGAGUGCGAGUGUGCGUUGUGUGUAAAGUUUUAUAAAUGUAUGUACAUGUAAAUUUAUAGGUCUAUAUAAAUAUAUAUGUACAAUUAUACAUGUUUAAUUAUGUGUGUGCCUAGGUGUACAUACCUAUGUAUGUAUACGGUAAAUAUGUAUACAUACACACAUAGGAAAGCAUGUUUAGAAUGGAGAUGAAUAAAUGAGAGCGUGCAAUAUUAGUAAUUCUUUGGUCCUUUGGAGCCAUACCCGAUGGCACAGGCACUAUGAAUGUGUGAGCAGCACCCAACAAGACAAGCUCUUCUCCUUGUACAAACAGCAUCAGCCUUUUCUUCUGCUACAGUACACGUCUAUCCCCAAAAGAGAGUGAACUGACUGGAGGUGCAAAAACCUUGUUUGGCCUGGGAGGAUGAUUAAAUGACAUUUUUAUUUUCUUUAAAUAAAGAGGCACAUUAGAGGACUUUGCUUUA
This is a messenger RNA of Gasterosteus aculeatus aculeatus (three-spined stickleback), 4183 nucleotides long. RefSeq lists its product as uncharacterized. Gene Ontology annotation, biological process: sensory perception of chemical stimulus; adenylate cyclase-activating dopamine receptor signaling pathway. Gene Ontology annotation, cellular component: cytoplasm; heterotrimeric G-protein complex. Gene Ontology annotation, molecular function: G-protein beta/gamma-subunit complex binding; GTPase activity; G protein-coupled receptor binding. Lineage: Eukaryota; Metazoa; Chordata; Actinopteri; Perciformes; Gasterosteidae. The record is from RefSeq and is a predicted model, not a curated record.